Molecule: messenger RNA, 2517 nt
Organism: Nasonia vitripennis (jewel wasp)
Lineage: Eukaryota; Metazoa; Arthropoda; Insecta; Hymenoptera; Pteromalidae
Product: solute carrier family 41 member 1
Exons: 8
Coding region: 492-2039 (515 amino acids)
Biological process (GO): monoatomic cation transport
Cellular component (GO): plasma membrane
Molecular function (GO): monoatomic cation transmembrane transporter activity
Source: RefSeq, a predicted model, not a curated record
AUUCUCGUGCGGGUAGCCGCCUCGGCCGCGCGCGACGAUCCUAACCUCACUUCGCCAUCGGCGCAGCUGUAAACACAAGAGUGCAGUGGGCCGGAGAAUAUCGGGCCGUCUGCUCCGGGAAUCCGUUUUUUUCUUCACAUGGCCGCUCGACCAUUGUUACCACUGCUGUCUCGAGCCGACGACUCGCCGCCGGCUGUGGAGAGAGAUGCUAGAUCGAGUGUUAUUGAAGAAAAAAAUCACAUGCCGACACACGCACGUCUGCAGAUUUCGUUCGCAGCUGCAAGGUCAUAUUUCCAGCGAGUGUUUUACGCGCACACGAUCCUACAUAUCCGAGAGAGUCAUGAGACAAUGUGUAUUUAAAGAAAUAACACUCAUUAUCUGGAAUCCUAAUGUUGAAUAAUCAUGCGGACUUGUUUUCCGUUUUCUCUUAAGUAACAACAGUUUUAUUUUUCUUGAAUUUUGUGGUAACCAGCAGCCCCUUGGACAUUAGAAUGCACAAUGCAGAGUCCAAAACAAAAUAUAAACAAGAUACAAGUGAACUACGUCGAAGAAAAUCAAAAAGAAGAGAAUCUUCUCAUAGAAGAAAAAUGGUGGGUUCAGGUAGCGGUGAACCGCUUGGUCAAGACCUGGCCGACGUUAGGAUGGAGCUACUGGACCUCGAUUCAGAGGAUGACAAUAGCGAAGACUUGGAUACCAAGUCUUUGAUAUCCUCUCCUCUACCCAAUGUAUCCAUCCCGAAAGCCAAUGGCAUUACGAGAGAUUCAGAUGCAUCCACCGAGGAAGAAAAUGUUUGGUCUAUCACCAUUCAAAUGUUCAUUCCAUUUUUACUCGCAGGUUUUGGAAUGGUGGCUGCCAGUUUACUUCUUGACGUAGUUCAGCAUUGGCUAGUAUAUCGAGAAGUUUCAGAGGUCUACAUUUUAGUUCCAGCUUUAUUAGGUUUAAAAGGAAAUUUAGAAAUGACUUUGGCCUCUCGACUUUCUACACAAGCAAAUCUUGGGCACAUGGACACGAAGAAACAGCAAUGGAGUUUAAUUGUUGGAAAUUUGUCUUUGAUACAAUGCCAAGCCAUGGUGGUUGGAAUGCUUGCAUCAUUAGCAGCAGUAAUUCUGGGAUGGAUUCCUGAAGCUCAUUUUGAUAUCCAUCAUGGAUUACUUCUUUGUGCUAGUUCGUUAGUAACGGCAUCUAUUGCCAGCUUACUACUUGGUUUAGUAAUGGUAGCUGUAAUACUCUUCUCCAGACAUAUGAACAUUAAUCCUGACAAUGUUGCAACACCAAUAGCUGCCUCUUUGGGAGACUUGACAACUCUAGCUCUACUUUCUUGGAUAUCGUCUAUUUUAUACAAUUCAAUUGGUAGUGCAUCGUGGAUUGCACCAACUUUGAUAGUUUGUUGCAUCUUAGCCACUCCAAUUUGGGGCUACAUUGCUGCGAAAAAUCCUUUCACCAAGGAAGUUUUAGAUCACGGCUGGACACCUGUGAUAUUUGCCAUGCUGAUUAGCAGUGCUGGCGGUUUGAUCCUGGACUACACGAUUUCGAGCUACAAAGGUAUAGCAGUCUUUCAACUGGUUAUUAAUGGUGUUGGUGGUAACCUUGCUGCUGUACAAGCUAGUCGGAUCUCUACGUCGCUGCAUUUACAGCAAAAUUCAAGUGGUGCUACUGAAGUGCCUGUUGUCUGUGUAAAUCCUUUCCAAGUAUUUUUUGCCUCAGGAGGACACGCAAGGACGGCAAGAGUGCUUUUAAUGAUGGUCAUUCCUGGUCACUUAAUUUUUAGUUAUACAAUUAGUUGUUUACAAGCUGGGCACACUUCCUUCACUCCUAUAUUUAUGACAGUUUACUUAACUGCUGCACUAUUGCAGGUAAUUUUAUUAUUAUACAUUUCUCAAGUAAUAGUUGUUUGGAUGUGGACAAAAGGUAUAGAUCCUGACAGUUCUGCCAUUCCGUACUUGACGGCUGCGGGUGACUUGAUUGGAACGGCUCUACUCGGUAUAGCGUUUCAUAUCCUCAACGCUAUUGGUGAUGGGGACUCCGACGUUGGAGACUGAACGCAAAGAAGUCAAAUUAUUUGAAGUAAAAAAAUAAUGAAAGUUAUGGAAUAUUGUGUCAUAUCUAUAUAUAAUACCUAGGCGCAAAAGAGACAGUGAUAGAAGUAUACUAAGUUUUUGUACGUCGCGUCGUACAAAUAAAUCAUCACAAAACGCAAUCUACAAAAAGACAAGAUCAAAAGAGAAAGAGUGUCACGGUCGGCGUACCUGAUCUAACGGUGAAGAACAAGGGAAUCAUGGUAUUAUUAAUUUUGUGGCAUUACUUUAUCAUCAAAGACUUAAAAUUUUAAGAUUUAUUUUAUAACUCUAUUCAUUGAAAUUGUAAAUAAUUGUUUAUCUAUUUCGUACUCAUAUCUCUAAGUAUUACUUGUUGUAUCGUUCGAACGAACGAGCGUCGACUCGAGCAACUCGAGCACAUCAGCUCAAAAUUCGAAUACAGAAUUUGUUACAAAAAAAAAUAUUGAAGCAGCAAACUGUA